Messenger RNA from Rotaria sp. Silwood1, 750 nucleotides. Lineage: Eukaryota; Metazoa; Rotifera; Eurotatoria; Philodinida; Philodinidae. The record is from the annotation of a GenBank genome assembly.
AUGUAUGCUGGAUUUGAAAAUUUUUGUGAAGCAUAUAAUGGCACAAUUACAUCAUUAUCAUUACAGCAUUUUGGUAAAAAUAAUUCGGAAAUAAAAAACCAGCCAAUGUUGGAACGUCGAUUAUUUGAAAAUAUAUGGUUGAUUUAUUCGUCUUCAUUAUUAAAAUUCUUCUUGUCAACAAAUGAAGAAAUGGAAAUUCCAUUAAAUAUUAGUGAUCGUGAUCAACGAAAUUGUUUUUUCACUAGUCAAUUGCCUCAAUUGGAACGUGAUUUUACAUUAUUCUGGUCGAAUCAUUUGUUGAAAUUUGAUUGUGGCAGUCAAUGUUGUAAAGCCAUUGUUAUAGAUGGGUUUCAAAAGCCUGAUCGAUUUGUUUGCCAGUUUGCACGAGAGUUGAUUCAUUCGGAAGAGCUUGGUGAUAUUGAAUGGGGUUGUGGUGUUCGUCCUGAAAUGAUUAGAGAUAAACAACAUCCAGGUUAUUGGACAAAUACAGAAUAUUGUCCAAAACAUAUUCAUCUUGAAAAUAUUCAAUCAGUACAUGGUUCAACUGACAAAGACGAUUAUGAUGUUGUUGAUUGUAAUGUUUCAAGAACUGAUCGCUACUCGAAUCGUCAAACAUCCUAUGGAAUAAUAUUAACUAUGUACAACUGUGGUAUCAUUGUAAAUUUCGAUGAAUUGUAUAGAUGUGAAUCACCAAUACGAGUGCUCCAUCACCUAUUUACUACAAUUGAUCGUCUUUCACCAAUAGUGUAA